Messenger RNA from Microstroma glucosiphilum, 1750 nucleotides. RefSeq lists its product as hypothetical. Gene Ontology annotation, cellular component: nucleoplasm. Lineage: Eukaryota; Fungi; Basidiomycota; Exobasidiomycetes; Microstromatales; Microstromataceae. Gene Ontology annotation, biological process: DNA replication-dependent chromatin assembly; CENP-A containing chromatin assembly. The record is from RefSeq and is a predicted model, not a curated record. Gene Ontology annotation, molecular function: histone binding. Bases 116 to 1615 code for a protein of 499 amino acids. The transcript has 5 exons.
CGCACAGGCAGGCGUAGACCAGAGCAGCCCGAGGCCAACAAUCCUUCCAGAGACGCUAGAAGACAGCCUACGCACUCACCUCCUACGACGCUCAUCCCAACACAUACCGCCACCGAUGACAGAAGCAGAACAGACGAAGGCCGAACCCGAGGUCAAGCAAGAAGGCAAAGUCGAAGCUCCUGCAGCUGCCGAAUCCUCCGUCUCGCCUCGUCAGACCCUCGAUGAAGCGCACAGGUACAUGGCUCUCAAGCAGUGGGAGAAGGCAGCCGAUCAAUAUGCAGUAGCUCUUGAAGCAUUGAGCGAGCAACACUCGGAAGACGCACCCGUGCUCGCACCUGUUCUUCACCGCUACGGCAGAUGUCUGCUGGAGCACGCCAUAGCUACCUCCGGCGCACUUGGGGGAGGAGGCGGAGCAGCAGGAGCGAGCGAAGCGCCGCUGCCCAAGCGCAAAGCCGAAUCGGCAGAUGCUUCCUCGUCAAAGCCUGCAGACCCUAGAUUCAGCUUUGGAGGUGAUGCAGAAGACGAGGAAGAAGACGAGGAGGAACAGGAGGGUCAAGAGGAGGACGGAGAAGAUGCAGAUGACCUUUCCACUGCAUUCUCAGUCCUGGAUCUGGCGAGGAUCAUCUAUCAGAAGCUACUCAAAGGCGAGAGCGAGGACGAAAAAGCAGAAGAUGUCGAGGCUUCGCUGGAGACUUUAGACGGACAGAAGUGGGACCACCUCAAGAUCAAGACUGAGUUGGCCGAAGUGCUCAAUGACCUGGGUGAUGUGGGACUCGAGUCCGAAAACUUCUCCCAAGCAUCAUCAGACUACGAGUCGAGCCUGUUGAUCAUCUCGCCCAUGCUACACCCGCACUCCCGCCGCCUAGCCGACGCAUACCUUCGCCUUGGUCUCGCACUCGAGUUCCAUCCCGAACCUGAACGCCAGUCCACUGCCUCGAAAUUCGUUCAAUCUGCUGCAAAUGCUCUGAAGACGCGUCUCGAGGCUCUGCAGAGUCGUCAGGGUCUGCUGGCCAAAGGUGAUGAAGCCGAAGCCCGAGCCCAAGCCGCUGCCGUCAAGGCUCGCGAGGAGAAGGCGCUGGCCGAGAGUCGGGAAGCCUCAGAAGCUGGCGCGGACAGCAAAGGCAAGGGAAAGGGCAAGCAGGUAGAGAGAUUCGCCGAAAAGGACGACGUGGCCGAAAUGGACGAAGUGAAGGUGGAGAAAGAGCUCAAAGAUGUGGAAGAAAUGAUCGCAGAGCUGAAUGCCAAGCUCGAGGAAUACAACAAUCCUCAAAAUGGUGCACCUUCACAAAGUGGGGCAGGCUCAUCCGGGGCUUCUGCUGGUGGUGUAGCUAUUCCAGAAUCAGCAAAGCUGGCCCUCCAGCAAGCCAUCAACGACGCUUUCCUUGGAGCCUCCACCAACUCCCUGUCUGGAGCUCCAGCCAGCGAUAAGCCUGUCACGGACAUCACUGGCAUGGUCAAGCGAAAGAAGCGAGCAGCCGAAGAAGGGUCCGAAGGCAAGGGCAAGAGCGUUGAGAGCGCUGUAGAGGCAGCUGGUACUGCCGUCUCAGCCCCUUCAGCGCCGAUUGAGGAGCCGCAAAGCAAAAGGGCAAAGGUCGAGGACGCUGAGGAGGCUUAGACGUGGCGUGGGAAGUAACGGUGGCCAGAUCGGCCUGGUGAAGCUUGUUAAGCCAGGGCCGCCUGCGCCUACACACACACACAUGUCCGCCGAGGGCAGAAAACACAUAUUCCAUCCAUCCAGGUCCGACGUUGU